Molecule: messenger RNA, 1587 nt
Organism: Colletotrichum lupini
Lineage: Eukaryota; Fungi; Ascomycota; Sordariomycetes; Glomerellales; Glomerellaceae
Product: ent-kaurene oxidase
Exons: 4
Coding region: 1-1587 (528 amino acids)
Molecular function (GO): monooxygenase activity; heme binding; iron ion binding
Source: RefSeq, a predicted model, not a curated record
AUGGCUUCAUCUUCACCAAUCGCGUCCGCUUUCUCCUGGCUAGGCAAAGAGAACAGUCCAAGCCCAACAAUCCAGCCGUACGGCUACAUCGCCACUGCCUUCUUGGUCGUCGUCUUUUCCAUCUUCCUCAAAGUUUUCAAACACGACGAUUUACCCCUCCUGCAGCCGCCGCCAAAGUGGUUUAGACCGACCUUCCUAGCACAGAUUGAAUUCUUCAAAACAGGAAAGGAACUGAUUGCGAGAGGGAGAGCCACGUUGCGCGACAAACCAUACAAGGUCCUUGCAGAGAGUGGGGAGAUUAUUGUUCUGCCCACUCGUUUCGCCAACGUCAUCCGGAAUGAGGAGGGACUGAGCUUCGGGGCUGUGAUCAUGCGGGUGAGUUCCCAGGGCCGUGAAGACUACCCAGGGUGGUUCUUUAAGACGUUCUACUUGGGGAGCUCUUGGUAUACUGACAUUUUUGUUCAAUUUUUGCUGGCAGAUACCAUCACCGAACCGCUCUCUCUCGAAACCGCGUUCGCAGCAAACCUCAUCUUCGGCGAAUCUCAAGACACAAUCCUUGACCUCGUAGCCCGCCUCUCCUCCCGCGUCUUCCUCGGCCCAGAACUCUGCCGUAACGAAGACUGGCUCCGCAUCACAAAGGACUACACUGUCCUCUCCUUCACCGCAGCCGUCAAGCUCCGCGCCGUGCCCUUCCGUCUGCGCCCCCUCCUCCACUGGUUCUCCGCAGACUGCAGACGCACGCGUGAGUCCCUGGCCGAGGCCCAGAAGCUCAUCGCACCAGUCAUUGAAAAGCGGCGCGCGGAGAAACGGGCAGCCGCCGCCGGAGGCCAGGCCACUGAGACGCCGGUGUCUAACGAUGCUAUCGAGUGGGCUGAGGCUGAGGCGCAGGGAGGGGCGUACGAUGCUGCCACUUUCCAGCUCACGCUCUCCUUUGUGGCUAUACACACUACGACGGACCUCCUUGCUCAGACGCUCAUCUACUUAGCCAGGGAGCCGGAGCUGAUCGACCCCCUGAGAGCCGAGAUCGUGGAGGUCCUGAAAGCCGAGGGAUGGAAGAAGAGCGCGCUGUAUAACAUGAAGCUCCUGGACAGCGCCAUCAAGGAGACGCAAAGAAUGAAGCCCGUCUCCAUGCUCCUCAUGCGCCGCCUCGCCACCAAAGACGUGACCCUCCCAGACUCCAACAUCACCAUCCGCCGCGGCGACACCGUCUCCGUCAACACCUACAGCUCCAUCGACCCGACCGUCCACGAACACCCCGAGACCUACGACAUCCACCGCUUCCGCCGCAUGCGCGAGCAGCCCGGCGGCGCCAACAAGGCGCAGCUCGUGACGACGAGCCCGGAGCACCUGGGCUUCGGUCACGGCUUGCACGCGUGCCCUGGCCGGUUCUUCGCCUCCAACGAGGUGAAGGUUGCGCUUUGUCACUUGCUGUUGAAGUACGACUGGAAGCUGGCGCCGGGGUCGCCUUCGGAGCCUGUGAUUACGGGCGCGUCCAUGAAUGUGAACCCGAAAGCUGUGGUGAUGGUUAAGAGGAGGGUGGAAGAGUUUGACAUUGAUAAUCUUGGGUUUGGGGACCUGGAAGCUUGA